AUGUCUCAAGGCUUAGACGUAGUCAGGGUGGCUGUACAGGCAAACGACGACAUUGCUGUCGUCGGAUUCUCUUUCAGGCUUCCCCAGGAUGUGAAUGACGACAUGAGCUUUUGGGAAGCCCUAGAUCAUCGUCGAAGUUUGAUGACUAGCUGUCCUGAGUCUCGAAUGGACGCCAAAUCAUUCUUGGAUACGAAUGCCGAUAAGCCAUAUCCUCGGGGAGCUCAUUUCAUCACAGAUGAUGUUACCUGUUUUGAUGCUCCUUUCUUCUCGGUAACAGCGAAGGAGGCUGCGUCGAUGGACCCUAUGCAGCGUAUGACUCUCGAGACUUCGUAUCGAGCCUUUGAAAAAGCUGGUUUCACUACAGAUGCCCUGAGAGGUUCUCAGACAGCUGUGUUCCAUGCAUCCAUGUUGGAGGACUACACGCGGCUGAUGAUAAUGGACCCUGAUAAUAUAGAACGCACCACUAUUACUGGUGGUACAGUGCCAUGUAUGGUCCCAAACCGUAUCAGUUGGUACUUUGAUCUUCGUGGCCCAAGCAUCCAUGUCAAUACGGCUUGUUCCAGUGGACUAGUCGCCGUGGACAUGGCAUGUAAGACAUUACGCAGUGGCGAUGCAUCAUGUGCUCUUGUCACCGGAGCAAACUUGCUCCUUGACCCUACCCUGUUCCACCUGUUGUCGAAUCAGAACUUCUUAUCUCCGGAUAGUCUAUCAUACAGUUUUGACCAGCGAGCCAAUGGCUACGCCAGAGGUGAAGGUGUUAUUGCGGUAGUGCUCAAGUCCGUCGCUGCAGCUGUGAGAGAUGGUGAUAUGAUUCGUGCCGUUAUUCGCGCUUCCGGCUCAAAUCAGGAUGGACACACUCCAGUUAUAACACAGCCUAGUCAGCAAGCACAACAAGACCUUAUUCAACACGUGUAUCAGAAGGCAAAUCUUUCGCUAGCCGAUACGCGGUAUGUUGAAGCACACGGAACGGGAACUCCGGUAGGGGAUCCGAUUGAAGCAAGGGCUAUAGGGCGGGUGUUUCGAAAAUACAGAUCCCAGAAAGAGCCUCUAUACAUUGGCUCCGUCAAAUCAAAUAUUGGCCAUCUCGAGGGUGCCAGCGGCCUGGCUGGCUUGCUGAAAGUCAUCUGUGAUUUGGAGAAAGGUGUCAUUCCACCUAAUGCACUCUUUGAGAAGAUCAACCCUGCUAUAGACGCAGACUUCUGGAAUCUCUCGAUUCCCACUGCAAGUAUCUUCUGGCCGGGACAAGGCGUGCGCAGGGCCUCAGUCAAUUCCUUCGGCUUUGGCGGCUCCAACACCCAUGUUGUGAUCGAUGAUGCCCUGCACUAUCUGCGAGAGAGGAAUCUGCCUGGAAAUCAUUGCACAAUUGCAUUUCCUGAGAAUAUGUCAGAAUUCUCCAAUUCUGAUUCCUCCGUUAUUGGCUCCGAAGAAACUGAAUCUACCAUUGCAGCUUCGCAAGCGUCUACCGCAGAGGCUUUACCUAAGCUGCUCGUAUGGACCGCCGCAGACGAGCAGGCAGCAAAACGCUCCCUACGUGAUUAUGAGCUCUACUACAAUGAGAAGAUAGCGGGAAACCGCACCAAGCUCGAUCGUUUGGCUUAUACGUUGGCUGCUCGCCGGACGCACAUGCUCUGGAGAAGCUUCUCUCUUGUUAGAGAUGAUGCAGAGAAGCAAGAUUGUACCGGUGGCCUUGACCCCGUAAAGCCCAUGAGGAGCUCAACAGACGCUACACUAGCAUUUGUGUUUACGGGACAAGGAGCUCAGUACGUAGGCAUGGGAUGGGACCUAGUUCAAUACCCAGUCUUUGCAGAUACUCUACAAAAGAUUGACAAAAUCUAUGAGAGCCUUGGCUGCUCAUGGUCCAUCUUUGAUGAGUUGCGCUCUAGCAAGAACAUUGAUCUACCAGAGUACAGCCAGCCCUUGUCUACAGCAGUUCAGAUUGCUCUGCUGGAGCUGCUGGCUAGUUUUGGUAUUACUCCUAAGGCUGUCGUUGGACAUUCUUCAGGAGAGAUUGCCGCUGCCUAUGCCAUUGGUGCCUUAUCAUUGGAAUCUGCCUGCAAAGUCUCCUAUUUCAGGGGCCAACUUGCAGGAAAAUUGAGGGCUGCCAAUGUGUCGUCCCCUGGAGCUAUGAUGUCCAUCAACAUAACAGAUACAGAUGUGUCGGGCUACAUUUCUGCCAUUGGAACUGAGGCUAACGCUGUCUGUGUGGCCUGCAUCAACAGUCCCCUCAACUGCACAUUGUCGGGCCCCGAGGCGGCGAUAGAUGCUAUCAAGGCGCGAGCUGAUAAAGAUGGCAUCUUUUCUCAGAAGCUCAAGACUGGAGUUGCAUACCACUCACAGGCCAUGGAGGCCAUUGCUGAUGAAUAUCUAGCGCUAAUGGGAUCACUAGAGGGCGCCUCGCUCCCGGAUCUCAAAGUCAUGAGCAAUAUUCCCAUGGUGUCGUCCGUCUCGGGCAAAAUCGUGCGCCCAUCUGCUCUGGUAAAGGGUCAGUAUUGGGUCAACAACAUGGUUUCUCCAGUUCGCUUCGCCGAUGCCGUGCAACUACUCACCCAAGAACCAUCCAAAGUCAAAAUUGGGUUGAAAGACAUUACUGAUCUUGUCGAAAUUGGGCCCCAUCCGGCCUUACGGAGAGUGGCCCAGGAUACUAUCCGCCAGGCCGGAAACAAAAAGCAGCUUAUAAGAUAUAAUGCUGCGCUGCAACGAUCACACUCCCCUGUUCAGACGACAUUGGAGCUUGUAGGGCAGCUGUUCUGCCAGGGACACAAGGUAUCCAUCACAGCUCUUAACCAAAACUUGAAGCCGGUUACCAAGUCGGACGAAUUCAAGGAGAACCCCGGUUUCCUCAUCGAUACUCCUGAGUAUCCCUUUGAUCGAUCUCACAAGUAUUGGACAGAAUCUCGCAUCAGCCGCGACUACCGACUUCGUGGCACCGUAAAGGGUGACAUGCUCGGAGCUCGAGCGUCCGAUUGGAACCCCCUCGCUCCUCGCUGGAGAAAAUUUCUUACUGUUGAGUCUAUCCCCUGGACUGGUCACCACAAAGUUACCAACUCCCUUUUGUAUCCUGCGGCUGGCAUGCUAUUAAUGGCCAUUGAGGCUGUUGAGCAGAUGGUUCCCGAAGACCAAGAGAUCGCCGGCUUUCUCUUUCAGGAGGCUGAUUUCCUCAAUCCCAUUGUUGUUUAUGAGAAGUGGGAGGACAGGACAGAGACUCAAGUUCACCUUCGCCCUCUGAAGGCGCAGCCAGCAGAUAAAAACAGCCCUCAGCUGUUUGAGGUGGAUAUUUUCUCUUAUACAAGUGAAUCUUGGACAAAGUGCUUCCAUGCCAACAUUCAAGUUGACUACGAGGAAUCUACGAGCAUCUAUGGCAAUGAGCGUAGGCAACUCUGGCAUGAAAAGACCCGUAGCCAGUACAGCCAAGCCACCGAAUCAUGCAUCUGGCCCAUCGAGUCUGCUACCCUCUACCGCGAUGCCGCCGAGGCUGGCCUGCAGUACGGAGAUUGGUUUCAGCUUGUGCAAGAUGUGUGCUGGGAUUCGAGAGCAACUGCAGUAGCUCGUGUCGAUGUGUCCAAGGAUAGGUUCAAGACAAACAGCCUGGUACAUCCCAGUGUUCUUGACCAAGGCUUCCACGUGUUGCGUGUGAGUGCCGGCCAACAGCCCACUGCCAAUGUUCCGUCACGCCUGGUAGGCGCCUGGUUUGCCUCUACGUCCAAGUGGCAGAAACCUGGGACUGGUCAUAUCCGUUGGAUCGCAACGUCUACUUCGGCCGCUCAUUUUGAUGGUGCUCGGGGAUAUGGCGAGCAAGGUACAAUCGCUGCCCUAGCUGACGACGGGACUGUAUUAUGCACUAUACAACAGGCUACCACAACGUCCAUUUCUAGCGACGUUAAGACAACCGAUAAAAAGCUGCUCUACAGUGCUGAGUGGAAACCACAGCUUAGCCUGCUGGAGCCAGAGGAGUUGGCUCGUGUCUGUAGAGCCGAUUCAUUUGAUAGAGAUGAAACGUCAGCUGCAGAGAAUCAUUCAAAAAUGUCCUUAGCUCUAGAGCUUCACUCUAUACGGGUACUUCAGAAACUAGACCGGGCCAAAGUCCCAGAGUCUCUGACUCGCCACGUCGACUGGAUGGAGCAUCACGUCAGCAACAUGAGCCCUGAUAAUAGACGACUUGGAGAAACCAUGAGCGACGAGGAUCUCGAGGCUUUGUUCGUUGAGAUGGAGGAGAUUCUUCCAGCCUGGAAGCUGUACACUACCUGCGCACGAAGGCUCUUAGAAAUGCUCUCGGGUGAGGUUGAUCCUCUACAAGUUGUGUUCGCGUCGGACGAGGCGGAACUCUUCUAUGCAGAUCUCUUCCAGAAGCUCUGCCAAGAUGGUCGACUUGGUACUAUCUUGGACUUGACCGCUCACGAGCGUCCUGCUCAACGAAUUCUAGAAGUUGGUGCCGGAACUGGUGGCAUGACUGGCCAUGUUUUAUCUAUUCUGCAACAACGUGAGCAACGAACUGGAGGCUACAGCUUCUCCGAGUACACAUAUACAGACAUCUCUCCGAUGUUCUUUGAGCGUGCGCGUGAGAAAUGGUCUCAUCUCACGUCAGAGGGUCGCUUAACCUUUAAGACUUUCAACAUGGAUAAACCUGUUCAGGAUCAAGGGUUUGAGCCCGGAUCUUAUGACCUCGUUGUUGCCGCCAGCGUGCUCCACGCCACCCCGUACCUCGAGACCAGCCUUCGCCAUGUCCGCCAGGCGUUGAAGCCAGGCGGCCGCCUCAUUUUGCUUGAGGUCAUCAACCCGGAUGAAAUCGCUACGAACUUCAUGGCAGGUCUUGUGCCCGGAUGGUGGGUUGCCAAAGAAGAAUGGAGACCUCAUUCUGCAGCAGUACCCGAGAAGAUGUGGGAUAAGUGCUUAAGAGACAAUGGGUUCACGGGCAACGACGUGAUUCUCCGCGACUACAAGACUGAGGCUUGCCACAUUGUGAGUAUCAUCAUUACGACGGCCGUUGAAGAACCCAAGUUGGCUCCUGAGCCUGGUAAGCUUGUCAUUGUUGUUGAUGAGCAAAAGUCCUAUCGACAAACUAGGCUAGCUGAGUUGGUGCAGAAGCAACUAGAUCCUCACGGCAAUAAGAACUCGAGCAUCUGUGCCUUCUCCAUAGACGAUCUCUCUCAGUCUCUCAACAACAUGACGAAAGAUGACACUGUCGUCUGCAUUGCUGAAGUCAAUAACAAGCCCUUACUCUCCAAUCUUUCAGAAAAGAGCUUCAAGUGCCUUCAACACUUGGUAGGACAAACCUCCAAGCUUCUUUGGGUAACUGCCAGCAACACAGAUAGUGACGAGUAUGCCGACUAUGGCGUCAUGCAGGGAUUCUUCCGCUCUAUUCGAGUAGAAAAUCCAGACAGCUUGAUCAUUUCGCUUGCCAUGGAAGGCAAAGUAGAGUCUCUCAAGUCUGCGCAGCUCAUUGGAAAGGUCUUCCAAGCCAGUUUCGGGUCUUCAGCUUCUAGGGAGGUCGAAUACCUCGUCAGGGAUGGCCUUCUGAUGACUGGAAGAGCAGUCGAGGAUGUGUCUGGCAAUGAUGCUAUCAAUUCUCUCUUGUCCUGUCAGCUCCAACAGAAGCCUUGGUAUGAUGGACCGGCUCUACAGCUCUCUGUCGGGACUCAAGAAGCUAGAACUGCAUUGCAGUUUGUCCGAGAUUCCAAGUAUGACAGCGAAUUAAACCCUGAUGAAGUGGAAAUUGACGCCAAAGCAUGGGGCGUCAGUCACAAGGAUGUACAGGCUGCUAUUGGACGCCGGUACAAUUUUCAUGAUGGCCUCCAGUUGGGAGUCGACUGCGCCGGUAUCGUCACUCGGGUAGGACGAAAUUGCAAUUCUUUCAAGCCUGGAGACCGGGUUUGUAUGGUGGCUCCAGGCUGUAUGCGGCAAUAUCCUCGCGCAAACGCAAAAGCCAUUUGCAAGAUUCCAGAAUCAAUGUCAUAUGAGGUGGCCACGUCUAUCUUGAUCCCCUCCAUGUCGGCUUAUCACGCUCUAGUUGACAUUGCCCGCCUCGAUAAAGGAGAAAAUGUUCUCAUCCAUGAAGCUGCUAGUGCCUUUGGCCAGGUCGCCGUCCGCAUUGCUCAGAUGCAGGGUGCUGAAGUCAUUGUCACAUACUCAAGCCCUAUAGAGCGAGACGUGCUCCAGACUAUGGGUUUGCCUGAGAACCGCAUUCUUGACAAUGGAAGUAUCGCUUUUACUCAAGGUGUGAUGAGGCUCACUGGUGGGGAUGGAGUAGAUGUUAUCUUCAAUCUACUUGCUGUAGAAGACAUUACCCUAGCCUCUUGUGAGUGUCUGGCUUCUGGUGGACGCUUUCUUGAGAUGAACCGCUCCAGCAUCAAUACCAAUGCCACUCUUCCUGUGGGUAUCUUUGAGCGAAACGCCAGUUUCUCUAUUGUUGAUGUUACCAACCUCAAUCUUAAAAUGCUUGGCAGGCUUUUGAUGAAGACAAUGGAGCUUAUAGAGCAAGAGCACCUUGAACAUCCUAAGCCAUUGCGCUGCUUCAGUGCAUCAGAAGCAGAAAAUGCGUUCCGAGAGCUUCAAAAGGAAGAUUUUUUGGGUCGUGUCAUUAUCAUGCCUCAAAGUGAAGAUGUAGUGCUGAAAUUCAUUCAGGAGCAGCGGCCUUGGAGGUUUGAUUCAAACGCAUCAUAUCUGAUUGCCGGAGGCUCUGGUGGCCUCGGUCGGGCCAUUGUUAAGUGGAUGGUUGACCGCGGAGCCAAGAAUCUCAUUCUACCAUCUCGAUCUGGAGCCACGUCAAAAGCUGCCAAGGAAGCAGUAGAAGAACUGACAGCUCGCGGCAUCAAUAUCGUGGCACCCAAAUGCGAUGUGGCAUCUGAAACGGAGCUUGCUGAUGUUCUGGAUAGCUGUACUCGCACAAUGCCGCCCAUCAGAGGCUGCAUCAAUGCGGCCAUGGUCCUUCAAGGCGCUGUCUUCCAGAACAGCAUGACCUUUGCGCAGUGGGACCUCACGAUGCGUUCCAAGAAGCAGACGUCAUGGAACCUGCACCGGUUCCUGCCAAAGGACCUCGACUUCUUCAUCAUGCUCUCAUCUCUUGCUGGUGUCGUUGGUCAAAUAGCCAGUGCAAACUACUCGGCGGGCUGCUCGUUCCAAGACGCUCUCGUACGACAACGUCUUGCUCAAGGUCAAGCAGCUUUGUCUCUUGACAUCGGUUGGAUGCGCAACAUUGGUAUUGUCGCCGAAACAGGCGUAUAUCAGAAGCAGCGCGGGUCCUUUGAUGACAUGAAGCAGAUUGAUGGCGCCGAUCUGUUGGCCACCCUUUCCUUGUAUUGCGACCCAGCCAGUCCCCAAUCGGCCAUUGUGUCCCAGGCCAGCGGUCAAGUUCUCUUCGGACUCAAGACUCCAAUUGAUAACCUCUCCCGAGGUCGCAACCUGCCGCAACUGAUGGACAGACCAUUCUUUGCCCCUUUCUCUUUUAUUGCCAGCUCAAACGCAGCAACAAGCGCAAAUGCCAACCAAGAGGCCGCAGUGGGAGUUCGUUUCCGACAGGCUUCUGACGCGGGAGACCGUACCAAGAUUGUGUUGGGCGCCUUGGCUGCAAGGCUGGCGCGUGCCAUGUCCAUUUCAUCUGCAGAUGUUGAACUGAACAAGUCGCUGUCACACUAUGGUGUCGAUUCCCUCAUGUCUGUAGAUUUACGGAACUGGAUUGGACGGGAGCUUGGCGCUUUCCUUACGGCCUUUGACAUCAUGGGCGGUGCUUCGAUUGCGAAGAUUGCGGAUAUGAUUGUUCAGCGGAGCACAAUUGCAUAA
Messenger RNA from Trichoderma virens Gv29-8, 7773 nucleotides. RefSeq names its product putative polyketide synthase. Gene Ontology annotation, biological process: fatty acid biosynthetic process; secondary metabolite biosynthetic process. Bases 1 to 7773 code for a protein of 2590 amino acids. The transcript is spliced from 12 exons. The record is from RefSeq and is a predicted model, not a curated record. Gene Ontology annotation, molecular function: phosphopantetheine binding; oxidoreductase activity; fatty acid synthase activity. Lineage: Eukaryota; Fungi; Ascomycota; Sordariomycetes; Hypocreales; Hypocreaceae.